This is a messenger RNA of Asparagus officinalis (garden asparagus), 808 nucleotides long. RefSeq names its product actin-depolymerizing factor 1-like. The record is from RefSeq and is a predicted model, not a curated record. Gene Ontology annotation, cellular component: cytoplasm; actin cytoskeleton. The coding region runs from base 84 to 506 and encodes 140 amino acids. Gene Ontology annotation, molecular function: actin filament binding. Gene Ontology annotation, biological process: actin filament depolymerization. Lineage: Eukaryota; Viridiplantae; Streptophyta; Magnoliopsida; Asparagales; Asparagaceae. The transcript is spliced from 3 exons.
UCCUCUCCUCAAACCAAUCUCCUUUAAAGAAAACAUAUCCUUCUCCUCCAUCCUCCUUUCUCAUUCCUAGCUCAAUCUCAAUCAUGGCAAAUUCAGCAUCGGGUAUCGCGGUGGACGACGAGUGCAAGCUCAAGUUCUUGGAGCUGAAGGCUAGGAGGAACUACCGGUUCAUCGUGUUCAAGAUCGAUGAGGCGGCUCAGAAGGUCCUGAUCGACAAGCUGGGGAAGCCGGGGGAGACCUACGACGACUUCACCGCGUGCAUGCCGCACAAUGAGUGCCGGUACGCCGUGUUUGAUUUCGACUUCGUCACUAUCGAGAACUGCCAGAAGAGCAAGAUCAUCUUUGUUGCUUGGUCUCCAGACACAUCAAAGGUGAGGAGUAAGAUGGUGUACGCGAGCUCCAAGGAUAGGUUCAAGAGAGAGCUUGAUGGUAUUCAAGUUGAGUUGCAGGCUACUGAUCCAAGCGAGAUGAGCAUGGACAUCGUAAAAGAACGAGCCAUAUCGUAAAAUUUCAAGCCACACGAAAGCAGCGAGAAGGAGAAGAAAGCAGCAUCUCUUGUUGGAACAUCACAUUUUACUAGUUCAUUUGAUUAAUUUGGCCUGUAUUUUUAUCAUAGUGGACGCUUUCAGGUAAGUAGCUUAUGUUUAGCUUUGAUAUCAAGAUUGUGAUUGGUUCAAAGCAAGUUAGCAAUACUGUCACAAUGUGUAUUAAGUCUGUCUGUUGUUUUCUUUCUUUUCUUCUUGAGAGCAUGUACCCCCUUUUCCCCUCCUUUUCUCGAACAUAAUUGAAGGAUCAUGAAAUUAAAAUA